Messenger RNA from Columba livia (rock pigeon), 1405 nucleotides. It is a transcript of the gene COPS9, whose product is annotated as COP9 signalosome subunit 9. The record is from RefSeq and is a predicted model, not a curated record. The transcript is spliced from 3 exons. The coding region runs from base 109 to 282 and encodes 57 amino acids. Gene Ontology annotation, biological process: negative regulation of protein neddylation. NCBI's taxonomy places the organism in Eukaryota, Metazoa, Chordata, Aves, Columbiformes, Columbidae.
GAGGAGACCUCCGGCAGCGCAGAGCGGCAUGCCGCCGGCCCGCCCUAUAGCGGAAGUUGACGCGGCGCGGCCGGAAGCGGUGGCGCGAAGGGGACGAGUGGAGCUGCCAUGAAGCCGGCGGUGGACGAGAUGUUCCCUGAGGGAGCCGGUCCGUACGUGGAUCUCGAUGAGGCAGGGGGAAGCACGGGGCUGCUGAUGGACCUGGCUGCCAACGAGAAAGCGGUGCACGCCGACUUCUUCAACGAUUUCGAAGAUCUCUUUGAUGAUGAUGACAUCCAGUGAACUUAGUUGUCCAGCUAUGCAGUGCUGAGAUGUGGAUUUUUCUCUAGGAUCACCUGUGGUGUCCAUUAUUUAUUAAAAUAAUCAAAACAGGAAAAUCACAAAGGGGGAGAAAACCUGUAUAAGCUGCUUGGGGAAUAUGAAAACCGGAUGGUUAAACACAACUAAGGAGGGAAUUGUGAACUGUUAUUUGUUAGGAAGUUGUGUCUGGAUUUUUCUUAAAAUGUUACUUGCUGAUGUGCUCAUUCAAUAAAGUAUUUUAAAAAACCCCACAACACAGUCUGGGAUAUAUUUAGAAGUAAAUAUUGCUGUGUUCUGAGUUUCCUUAGAGAAUGCUUUUUUUUGUCGUUGUUAAAUCGUUCAGUGUUACUUUUGGAUAUUUUAUAAAGAUACUCGUCAGGGCAUAUUCCUGCCUAGAAAAGUCUUGUUUAUCCAAGGGUUAUCCGAGGCUGAUAGCUGCUUGUUCUGAAUGGUCUGACUCUAGUUUGCCAGUCACAGUAAGAAGAGUGUGCGUUGUCUUCUGUGUCAAGAUAGAUACUCAGCUACCAUCAGUACUUUUAAUCCAGGAAGCACGGGAAGAAAAAGUAGUUUUAUCUUGAUAUUUUAAGCAGAGAAAUGUUCUGGCCCUGGGAAUUGUUUGGUUUAAAAAUCUAAUUUAAUUCUUGAGACUGUACUCUAUAGAAAGAAAAGAAUUUUGGGAUUUGUUUCUCCUGCAGCAGGUAAUGUAAUCAUUCAUACCUUUAUGUAGAGUGUUUAUGAAUCAGUCAGACUUUGACACAAGUUUUUAGAACACUUUUAGAAAUGUUUGAUUUUUGCACCGUGCAGUGACCCAAGUGACUCUCAGAAUGAAAGGAACAAGUGAGGUUUUAUUAUGUUUCAGAGUCGAGAGUUUCAUCCUCUCUGAUCUUAAAUACAGUCUGUAUUCCGUAAAUUGAUCACAAUACUGUGACUGAUCUUUCUUCAAAGACUUAACCCAAUUUAAAUUUAAUCUGGAAUGAAAACCUUUCCUCUCAAACUUCUUUCACGUGUUGGUUUAUUUUUCUUGGGUUUGCCUUAAAAAAGAAAAUUUUAAAUGUAACAGUAAAUAUGCUUAAAAAUGUAAACACAAUAAAAUCAGUAAAACUUG